This is a messenger RNA of Torulaspora globosa, 1788 nucleotides long. It is a transcript of the gene FRS1, whose product is annotated as phenylalanine--tRNA ligase subunit beta. NCBI's taxonomy places the organism in Eukaryota, Fungi, Ascomycota, Saccharomycetes, Saccharomycetales, Saccharomycetaceae. Gene Ontology annotation, biological process: phenylalanyl-tRNA aminoacylation. The transcript has a single exon. The coding region runs from base 1 to 1788 and encodes 595 amino acids. Gene Ontology annotation, cellular component: cytoplasm; phenylalanine-tRNA ligase complex. Gene Ontology annotation, molecular function: ATP binding; magnesium ion binding; RNA binding. The record is from RefSeq and is a predicted model, not a curated record.
AUGCCUACCGUAUCUGUGAACAAGAAACAAUUAUUUGAAUUGUUGGGAAAAGAGUAUGAUAACAAGGAAUUCGAUGAAUUGUGUUUCCAAUUUGGCAUUGAACUAGAUGAGGAUACCACAGAAGAAGCAUUGAAGAAUAAUGAAGAACCUGAACUGAAGAUCGAAAUCGGAGCCAACCGUUAUGAUCUGUUGUGUAUUGAAGGUAUCGCACAAUCCUUAAACGAAUAUCUGGGCAGAUCUGAAACACCAAAGUACAAGCUUCUCAAGCCAACUACCAAAUUGGUCGUCGAACCUUCCACCGAGCAAAUUAGACCGCAUGCUGCUGCUGCAAUCUUAAGAAAUAUUAAGUUUACGGAAAGAUCUUAUGCAUCUUUCAUUGCUUUGCAAGAUAAACUACAUUCGAAUAUAUGCAGAAAUAGAAGUCUUGUCGCAAUGGGAACGCACGACUUGGAUACCAUUAAAGGUCCCUUUCGUUAUCAGGCAUUACCUCCAAAGGAGAUUAAAUUCAUUCCUCUAAAUCAAACGAAAGAGUUUGACGCUGCUGAAUUGAUUGAGUUUUACAAGCAGCCAGGUCAGAAAAGCAAUUUGGGUCGUUUUGUCCAUAUUAUCGAGGAUUCACCAGUCUAUCCGGUUAUCACUGAUGCCAACAACGUCGUUUGCUCACUGCCUCCAUUGAUCAACUCUGAGCACAGUAAAAUCUCGUUGGAAACGCGCAACGUCUUUAUCGAAAUUACUGCAACAGAUUUCACAAAGGCUGAGAUUGUCCUAGAUCAACUAGUGGCGAUGUUUUCACGCUACUGUGAUGAAGCUUUCACCGUGGAGCCCGUCGAAAUUGUUUCGGAACACAAUGCUAGGUCCAGAGUAACCCCGAACUUCGAUGAAAGACAAAUGGACGUUUCAAUUGAGUAUAUCAAUUCCGCUUUGGGUCUAGAGCUUUCUCCAGAAGAAAUUAUUUCUUGCUUGAAGAAAAUGUCUUUGCACGCUAGAAAGUCUCCAGAUGUUGAAAACACUUUACAGGUUAGUAUCCCAAUUACAAGACCAGAUAUUUUGCAUCCCUGUGACAUUAUGGAAGACGCUGCUGUUGGCUACGGUUUCGAUAACAUGCCAAGGGGUGGAAACUUGUCUAACGCUAAUUUCAUAGCAUCGGCAUUGCCAAUUAACAAGAUAUCAGAUAUAUUCAGAGUCGCUUCUUCACAGGCGACGUGGCUGGAAGUCCUACCUCUGACGCUAUGUUCUCACGAUGAGAACUUCAAAUUUUUAAGAUUGGAGGAUGACGGAAAACAAGUGGUUAAAUUGGCAAAUCCAAAGACAUUGGAAUAUCAAGUUGUAAGAACUUCUCUUCUUCCAGGCAUUCUGAAGACAGUGAAAGAGAACAGAAAACAUUCCCUACCCAUUAAGGUCUUCGAGACCGGGGAUGUGGUGUUCAAGAAUGGCGAUAUAGAAAGAAAGGCUUACAACGAACGCCACUGGGGUGCCAUCUAUGUUGGUAAAGCUUCUGGGUUCGAAACAAUUCAAGGUUUGCUUGGAAAAAUCAUGCAAACAUUUAGAACGCAGUGGCUACCAGACUAUGGUUCAUCUUCGACAUCAAGAGGUUACUGGAUAGAAGAGGAUAGCUCUUUGCCAACAUACUUUCCUGGUAGAGGGGCCAAGGUUAUGUUUAGACAUAAGGAAGGUGAGGACCCUAGAAAAAUUGGUCAUAUUGGUGUUUUGCAUCCUGAAGUGAUGAACAACUUCGACAUCCCAUAUGCCGCUUCUUAUGUUGAGCUGAACGCCGAAGUUUUCUUGUAG